AUGGCUUCCAGGCUGGAGGAGGACCUGACCUGUCCCAUCUGCUGUGAGCUCUUCAGAGAACCUGUGGUUCUGUCCUGCAGCCACAGCUUCUGUAAAGUCUGUCUGCAGAACUGGUGGAGGGACAAACCCAUAAAGACCUGUCCACUUUGCAACAGAAAGUCGUCAAGGGACAUUCCUCCCAUGAACCUGGCCCUGAGGAACCUGGUGCAGACGUUUGCAGAGCAGAAAAAGCAGACCCCUUCAGAGCAGAGAGAGCAGACCCCUUCAGAGCAGAGAGAGCAGACCCCUUCAGAGCCUCUGUGCAGUGUUCACUCAAAGAAGCUCCGGCUCUUCUGUCUGGACCAUCAGCAGCCGGUGUGUGUGAUCUGCAGAGACUCCAGGACUCACAAAGACCACAGGUUUAGUCCCAUGGAGGAGGCGGCCGAGGACCUGAGAGAGCAGCUGAGGACGUCCAUCAAGCCUCUGCAGGACAAACUGCAGGUUCUGACUGGGAGGAAAGAGCAGUUUGAAGACGCCGCGGCUCAUAUCACAGCCCAGGCUCGACAAACAGAGGCACAGAUCCGACACCAGUUUGAGAAACUGCACCAGUUUCUGUUGGAGGAAGAACAGUCCAGGAUGAAGGCUCUGAGGGAGGAGGAGGAGCAGAAGACUCACAACAUGAAGGACAAGAUGGCCACCGUGAGCAGACAGAUGGAGACUGUGUCCAAAACCAUCACAGAGACAGAGGAGCAGCUGAGGGCCACAGACAUCUCCUUCCUGCUACAGUACAAGUCUACAGUGGAGAGAGUGCAGCGCCGCCCCCUGGUGGAGGAACCACAGAUGGAACCUGGAGCUUUGAUCGACCAGGCCAAACAUCUGGGCAACCUGGACUUCAACAUCUGGAGGAACAUGAAGAGACUGGUGAAGUUCUACCCUGUCAUUCUGGAUCCAAACAGAGCAGAUCCUGAACUCAUCCUGUCUGAAGAUCUGAGCUCAGUGAAGAGUGGAGAGAAACAGAAGCUUCCACAGAAUCCAGAGAGACGUAAAGGUCACAUUGUAUUUGGAUCUGAACUGUUUACAUCAGGGACUCACAGCUGGGACGUGGAGGUCGGGGACAGUAAGAGAUGGUCUGUAGGUGUGAUUGGACCUGUUCAGAGACGGGGAAAGACUGAGAAUGUAGAUUGUUUCAUACUUUUCAUUGAUGGUAAAUACUCAGCCUGUUCUCUCCCAGACACAGUUAAAUCACUCUCUGUGAGGAGGAGUCUGCAGAGACUCAGAGUGAAGCUGGACUUUGACAGAACAACGGUGACCUUUAGUGACCCCGACACAAACACUGACCUGAACACAUUCACAGAGACUUUCACUGAUGGACUGGUUCCUUAUUUAAUCACCAAAGACAACAUCCCCCUGAAGAUUUUACCAAAGGACGUCACUGUAAACAUGUAAAUAUUGAAACUUCAAGAGGAGGAAUUAUGCAAAACAACUUUUAGGAGUUUUCUACCAUGUUAUAGUGAUGUUGGCUUUUCAAAAAUGAUGGAUCUCAGUGGAACUUUAGCAAUAACAUCGACACCAAGUGACAAAAACAUGUCUAAUGAGGUUUUAUAUAUCAUCUAUGGAUGUUUGAGCAAUUUAGAUAUCUCUGGGGCCGAAUUCACGCCGCCUGUAAUGUGAUGGUGCUCUGAAGGGGGAGUGACUUAGUGACAGAGGCACAAAGGGGAGACUUAAGAACAAUUUAUCAUCAUGCAUCAAAUUGCAGAGCGUCUGUGUCGACCAGCGUGCACCUCUGACAUUUUGUAACCACUGAACCGAUGCAGACAGCAGAGGGAAGCCACGCAGACAGUAAGGGCUGUGAUUGGUUCUCUC
Molecule: messenger RNA, 1842 nt
Organism: Boleophthalmus pectinirostris (great blue-spotted mudskipper)
Lineage: Eukaryota; Metazoa; Chordata; Actinopteri; Gobiiformes; Gobiidae
Product: nuclear factor 7, brain-like
Exons: 2
Coding region: 1-1425 (474 amino acids)
Molecular function (GO): zinc ion binding
Source: RefSeq, a predicted model, not a curated record